Messenger RNA from Batrachochytrium dendrobatidis JAM81, 3081 nucleotides. RefSeq lists its product as uncharacterized. NCBI's taxonomy places the organism in Eukaryota, Fungi, Chytridiomycota, Chytridiomycetes, Rhizophydiales. The coding region runs from base 1 to 3081 and encodes 1026 amino acids. The record is from RefSeq and is a predicted model, not a curated record. The transcript has a single exon.
AUGUCAACUUUGGAUGGUGUAACUGAGUCAAAUAUCACUGAAAAUUUUGUUGCCUAUCAAGUGCAACAACAGGCCAAAUCAUACUUGCCAUCAUUGAAUACUGAAAUGGAUGAUACGCAUCUGCAUCCAGAUACUAUAGACUUGACAGCUGAGUUGGCUAAAGUGAACCACAACGUGAUUGAAAUUGACUCACUGAAGCUAGACACCAACCCUAUUAUGAAAUCAGACGCAAUAAACCAAAGCUUAUUUUUUACUCACGAUCCAGCAAAGGAAGUUUCGACUUUAGAUAUACAGCAUACCCUCGUUUGUUCGAAUUCAGAGCCCACUCAAUAUUCACUCUAUUUAAUUGCAUCACAAGACGAAUGUUUGCCCCAACAAAUCAAAAUUGAAUCAGUGUCAACUCCAGAUGUAUCUGUUCAAAUUUUGCAAAAUGAUAUUACUGUUCCAACUCCACCAUCUGUACAGCCUUUGCAUUCGAAUCCAGCUAGUAGACCUACUCAUUCUUCAUCAUUUCAUAAUGGUCUUUCAUGGGCUCGUCAACGAUCAUACAAAUUAGCGCAAACAAACAUGAGCGAUUCGACAAAAUUAUUGGAGCUAAAAAAUAAUCUUUUACACGAUCGGCCACUAAAUCAAAAUAGUGCAGCUACUUUGCAUGAUCAUGACUGCGAUACCAAUUCAAAAUCAUCCGCGUUGAUUGCAUCACAUCCUUCUUUUGAGCCAAAGCCUAUCUUUCACUCACAUCUGAUUGAACAAGAAAUCCAUUCUACGCAUGAGGGGUUUCAGGAUAUUCCACUGCAAAAAGUGGUAGAUAUUGACGGUGUUGCUCAUACUUUGAUGACCAGUCGAUCUCGACUGACAUCUCCAUUGCCAGAAACUGCUGAAGAUGAAAGCCCAUCAUUUAUAUCGAUGCGACACUCCGUUCCAACUCGAUUGCACGCUAAUCCAAAAGAACUGCCAAUGAUCUUCUCAUCAAAAAUCGCCACAGGACCAACGUAUACGUCUCGUUCAUUUUCAGAGCCUAAAAUGGCUGAAUAUUUGAUUAAAAGGGUGGAUGAUGUAUCAUUUAAAGAGUCUGUUCCAGUCAUCUCUGUUACAACUGAAAUAGAUGCUAUACAAAACGAUAAUAGUAUACGUACCAGUGUUUUUUAUGAUCCAAUCCAGCUCGAUAGCAAUGUUGACAAAGCAGAUGACCUACACACUAAUUUUUCUGUUCAAGUUAUGAUACCUGCUCAAACUACUCAAGACAAUGAUUAUCAAGUCAUACACUCAACUGAUACCACUCGUGAUGUGUCUAGUAUGAAAGCUACACCUUUAGAAUCUACAUCUGCUCUUGGCGCUGUUAAAAAAAGGGUUCAAAGUAAACUACCUGUUGCAUCUACUAAUGUUAAACAGCUCGAUCAAUGCGAUGGCUCAAGGAAUGUAUACGGAUAUGUUCAAGAUCGUUCGGAUAUGUGCCAAGCCACGAAAAUGACUCAAAAAAUACCAAGCCGCAUCCCUGUUUGGAGUUGUCGCAGAGUUUCACACCUGUCUAAUGUAGAUCUCCAGAAAACCCAACGUGCGGAAAAUGACCCAACACGCUACUUGAACAGCAGUACCAAAGUAGAUAUGAUUCAUAACGCAAUAGACUUGAAAGUCAAACCCCAAGAAAUCAAUGGCAGUCAAGAUGAUAAGCAUGGUAACACUCUAAUCAACGAUAUACUAGACAACACAGCACAGUUUAAAUCAAACUCAUUUGCGCAAUUAUAUCAAAAACCGUCACUGUCAAUCCAGCAAUCCAAUCAGAUUUUAAUUGAAAGCCGAUCAAGUCAAAAUAACACUGAUUCAUUGCCUACAUUGGAUAUCAAUCCGACUUUGGAGAGGCCAGGAGCAAGGGAAGGAGUAUCUAGAAAAAGUGUUCAGAAAUUGUCACAGCAUCUUAAAAAGCUUUCAAAACAGAAAUCAAAAGUAAAAACAAAUCCGAGUCAUCAUUUCAAUGAUGGAGUUAUUCUUCCCUAUGGCAAUUACAUGCUACUUACAAGACAUGGUUUGUAUAUUCGCGAUCCGAAUUUAAAGGGAAAUCAGUCCAAAAUUCCACUCCAGCCCAAUGAAAACAGUACCACUCUAAUGCAAUGGUAUCAAGAUAUGUAUCAGUCCAAAAUUGGUCCGUGUCUUCCGCCACUUGAAAAACGACCCAUAUCAGACCGUUUAAGACAGCGAUUUUACAAUAAUCAUUCUGAUCAACACAAACCAGACAAUCUCUUGUCUAGAUAUAUCCAGCCUCUUCCAAUUUCUAGAAGCUCCUUUUUAAUCAAAAAACCCUUGGCAAAAAGCAUAGGCUCGUUUAGAUUUAGACAUUAUACCGCACGAUGUGAUUGCAGACAAUGCAUAGAUUUGGGUUCUACGUCUGUCAACCCUUGCACGUUUUUAAAGCAUGUGUCAGAGUUACAAAGUGGAUGUAUUGACCAAAGUAGUAAUGCUGAAGCAUUAUCCCCAUCGUUUAAUAUAUCACAUCCGUGCCAUAAAAUGUAUGGUGUGUCGGGAAAUGUGCACUGGCGGGAACAAGCUUUGCGCGAUUUGAAAAGGCAACAGAUUGCGAGUCCUGAAUGCAACAACUUUGUAAAGUCAGAUGACGUAUAUCAAAAAAGUGAUUUCAUUCAAGGCAAUUGUAGUCAUCAGGAUGGAGAGAAUUUUUCAUUUUGGUUACCUGAUACAUCUGAAUCAAUUAAGCAAGAUAAAGCGCAUUGUUUGAAUCGAUGCACAAGGCUGGAGUCUGCACAGGAAGUACACGCAGAUCCAAACGCUCAAAUUUUGCUGGUUCAUUUGGAUCAACUUGCAAGCAAGCAUCCGCUUCCUUGGCAUAUCCAGCAAGAUCAUCAGCAGCAAUUCUGUAGCCACUAUAAGCAGUUGCCUUCAUCUAAACAACACAAUCGUCAUGUAGUACCACGUAUUCCAUUAUUAAUGCAUUACAAAAAUACAACAUCUCUUUUAGAUUCGUCACCGAUUGAUCAGAAUAGAUAUAAAACCAAUCACAGAUCACCUAUCGUUGUACCAAAAAUGCUAGGAAAUCGAUUUAUGGUUGGCAAGGAUUUAAACCGAGUGUAA